This is a messenger RNA of Gambusia affinis (western mosquitofish), 4806 nucleotides long. RefSeq names its product mitogen-activated protein kinase kinase kinase 21 (gene map3k21). The record is from RefSeq and is a predicted model, not a curated record. Gene Ontology annotation, molecular function: protein binding; ATP binding; JUN kinase kinase kinase activity. Lineage: Eukaryota; Metazoa; Chordata; Actinopteri; Cyprinodontiformes; Poeciliidae. Bases 1010 to 4081 code for a protein of 1023 amino acids. Gene Ontology annotation, biological process: protein phosphorylation. The transcript is spliced from 10 exons.
CUCCUUCCUCCACUCCAACUGCUGCGCUCGUCACGUGUCACCCCGUCCACCAAUCAGUGUCCACCAGAGCCAGCCCGGAGAGCAGCAGUCCUCAGAUCCAGCCAGCCACUGCUGCGACCCACGCCGCUAAGCGACAGCAGCGGCGGCGGUGGCCGGGGGAGGGAUUGUUUUGGUUUAAGUUUUUGGGAUUGUUGUUUUAUUUAUCUGUCCGCGUCUUGAUAAGAAGUUUAACUUUUAAGAUGUUUUGUGCGCUUUUCAUUUACUCACCGGUUUUCUCCCCCCAUUCGGAGGAGAUACUGUGGAUGAAGCGGUUUUAAAAGAGGAGCAACUUUUCCCCAAUCAACCAACAGGCUGACCUAUGCUAAGCUAACUCGCUAGCCAGGAGUCUGGAAUGCAGUUUGUGCUUAAAGUUCACAAACCAUUAGCCAAACUUUACAUUCCGCAACUCGACUGCUACGAGCUAUUUACUUGCGGGUUUGGACGGGACACCAGCCCCUGGGAGGCUCUGUGUUUCUCCUCGGGUCGGACGGUGCAGGUGCACCUCUUGCGGCACCUGCGGAAACUUGGUAACUUUGCUCCAUCGGUUUAUGGCUAACUUUUAGUUUUAUCACAGGGCAUUUUGAUAUCACGUUGUUACUUAGUUUGCUUACAAAUAUUAUAUAGGCAAUUCAUGGCGUAUUGCUCGCUUUUAAUAAGUCUCAGGCGUAAGCCCAUGAAGCGGUGGUGUUUGCUAAGCCGUAUUUCGGCUAAUCUUAGCGAGCAGCCUCGCUGGGUUGCUCAUUGACCAUCAUACUUCUACCCGAGUGGCGACGUGGAUACACGCUUCUAGGCUGCUUCUCUCACGGGACUUUGGGCACGAUUUGACUUUCCUGGGUGCUGCGCAGGGGAUUCACCUCGCUAAAGUGACAUAAUGGGUAUAUUUAAAAGUUAUAUUUUAAAGUUUUAAGUAUUUUUUUUUUUUUGGUUCUAUAAGCUCUGCACCCUAUGGUGCCGCUAGGGCCACCGAGAAAUGGAUGUCUCUCAGGCCGCUUCCCUAAACGGUGAAGGGCGGCCGGGCGGCGGUGGGGCCGGGGAACAUGCCUGGACAGAGUGCCCGACUGUCCGGUCGUGGGCUCACUCUGCCCCGCUGUGUCCCACUCGGUCCCUGUGGACCGCCGCGUACGACUACGAGGCAAGCGGCGAGGACGAGCUCAGCCUCAGGAGAGGGGACGUAGUCGAGGUCCUGUCCAAGGACGCUGCGAUCUCCGGGGACGAAGGAUGGUGGACGGGCAAGCUGAACCACCGGGUCGGGAUUUUCCCUUCUAAUUACGUCACGUACCAGCCAGCUAUUUACCGUCUUCCCGCAACCAGUGGGUCGGCGGGGGUGUCGGAGCAAGUGCCCAGCUCGCCCACUCAGAUUCCCUUCAGUGAACUGGUGCUGGAGGAAAUCAUUGGCGUGGGUGGGUUUGGCAAAGUCUACCGGGGAACAUGGAAAGAUCAGGAGGUCGCGGUGAAAGCGGCUCGGCAAGACCCGGAUGAGGACAUCACGGCCACCGCCGCCAGCGUCAAGCAGGAGGCCAAGCUGUUUUCCAUGCUGCAGCAUCCCAACAUCAUCAAACUGGAGGGGGUGUGCUUGGAGGAGCCCAACCUGUGCCUGGUGAUGGAGUAUGCCCGAGGCGGGACGCUGAACCGGGCGCUGACUGGAAGGCGCAUCCCACCUCACAUCCUGGUCAACUGGGCCGUGCAGAUCGCACGCGGGAUGCUCUAUCUGCACGAGGAGGCCGUGGUACCCAUCAUCCAUCGGGACCUGAAGUCCAGUAACAUCUUACUACUUGAAAAAAUUGAGAACGAUGACAUCGGGCGGAAGACCUUGAAGAUCACGGACUUCGGCCUCGCAAGGGAGUGGCACAAAACUACAAAAAUGUCAGCUGCUGGCACCUACUCCUGGAUGGCCCCAGAGGUCAUCAAGUCCUCGCUCUUCUCCAAAGGCAGCGAUGUGUGGAGUUACGGUGUCCUGCUGUGGGAGCUGUUGACGGGCGAAGUGCCGUACCGAGGGAUCGAUGGUCUGGCUGUUGCUUACGGUGUUGCUGUCAACAAGUUAACUCUUCCAAUCCCCUCCACCUGCCCAGAGCCCUUCGCCAAGCUUAUGGAGGAGUGCUGGGACCAGGACCCUCACGUCCGCCCCUCCUUCUCCUGCAUCCUGGAGCAGCUGUCGGCCAUCGAGGAGGCGGUGAUGGCCACCAUGCCUCAGGACUCCUUCCACAGCAUGCAGGACGACUGGCGGGUGGAGAUCCAGGAGAUGUUCGAUGAACUCAGGACCAAAGAGAAGGAGCUGCGCUCCAGGGAAGAGGAGCUGACGCGGGCCGCCCUGCAGCAGAAGUCUCAGGAGGAGCUGCUGAAGCGGCGCGAGCAGCAGCUGGCGGAGCGGGAGAUCAACGUGUUGGAGAGGGAGCUCAACAUCCUCAUCUUCCAGCUCAACAAGGACAAGCCCAACGUCAAGAAGAGGAAAGGCAAAUUCAAACGCUCCCGGCUCAAACUGAAGGAUGGAAACCGCAUCAGUCUGCCCUCAGACUUCCAGCACAAGAUAACCGUGCAGGCGUCGCCUUCCAUGGACAAGCGGCGCAGCCUUCACAGCACCAGCUCCUCUCCCCCCAGCAGCCCCACGCUCAUCCCCCGACUGCGAGCCAUCCAGCUCACGCAAGACGAGAGCAACCGUACGUGGGGCCGCAGCUCCCUCUUCAGGCCGGAGGAGUUCGACGAUGUGAAAAAAGGAAUCAAGAAGAAAGGAAGAACCUGGGGCCCCAGUUCAGUUCAGAGCAAAGAGAGACCUGCUGCUGCUGAGAGGGUGCGUCCUCUGUCAGACGGCAGUAACCCCUGGUCCACCAGCCUGCUGAAGUCCCAGAAGUCUGUUCCCCUCGCCGCUCUGUUCGGCGAACAAGCGGGAGCAGGCAGGGAGGAAGCGUUCCCCCAGGAAUGUCCUGACAGCAGCUCCAAACCAAAGCAGCUCAAGUUCCCCAACCAGGUUUACAUCGACCUUCCUCUGUGGAGGGACGAGACGCAGCCUCAGAGCCCCGGUGGGAACGGCGGACCGGGCGAUGCCGGGGUCGGUGGAGGAAGUCCCCCGGAGACUCCGGAGGACCCCUGCACCACCACAUCCACCUCUUCCACCUCCACAACCCCUCAGCUGACCCCCACCAACAGCCUGAAGAGGGCGUCAGCGCGACGGAAGACCGACUUUGCGCUGUACGGCUGCGGCUCGCUGCUGGCUUCCGUGGUCCUGGGUUACGACAUCAGAGAGGCCAUCAGGACCUCAGCUCCUCCUGAGGAGUGCGAGACCCCAAAAGAGGAGAAGAAGAAGAAGGAGGGCCUGUUUCAGCGCGCAACCCGGUUCCGCCGCAGCACCUCCCCGCCGGGCGGCCGCUCCCGCAGAGAAGACACGUCUUCAAACGGUGCCGGCGCCCCACCGGUGAACCUCGUCUCGAUGUCGGCCAUCAUGGAGUGCAACUCCACCAAGUGCCUCUUGCAGCCGGAGGCGGAGGUGUCGGAACCGAGUCCUGGGAAGGCUGAGCCUGCGGUCGACGAUCGCCACUCGGAAACGUCUCGACCCCUCAGAGCAGCAACUGUAGAGAGUCAGAGCAACAAGCCUGCAGCUGAAACCCAGAAGGCAGAACAAAGUCAGAGUCGGCCCCCAGAGCAGAGCAACCACAACACAGGAACACGACUGCGCAGGAAGAAGUACACCACCAACCACAACACCCACAACGGCCCUCCGGCGCCACCUGCUGCUCAGAGGAAGCAGGAGAAGGAGGAAAAGCCGGCCAACGGAGACGCCGUCCCACGGCAGAGGCCCGUGUCGUUCCGGGCCAAGCCCCACGCCUGGGCCCUGCUGCGGGGCCGCAACAAGAGCUACUCCCUGGGCCACUACUCCGGGGAGAAGACGGCCCAGGACCUGAGCGUGGUGCUGUCCUCGGAGGUGGGCUGCUCGCUGCUCGACAUGGACACGGAGGGGCAGAAGCGGGACUGCACCGUGCCGCUCUGCCGCAUCCAGAGCUCCCCAGCACGGCCCUCCAUGUUUGAGCUGGAGAAAGAGUUUUUCUCCUAGGAGCCUGGAGCUUUGACCUGCUCUGAGCUAAGCGAGGCAGGCUGGGGGGUUUUAGACGUACGCUGCCUUUGUUCCUUUUUGUCUCUAAAAGCACCAUAGAAAGAAGGUUGGUUUUUUUUCCCUUAGUGCCUGAGCAAAGUGACGUUGGGGCGUCACAGUGCUCUAAAAGAACCGCCUUAAACACGGCCGUGUUUCCAGGACGGACUCUGACCUCUGACCUCGCCCUCGUCAUUACCCCGCCCUCCCCUCCGUACGUCAUUGCAGCUCAACGUUGACCGCCGCUGCAUCUCUCCCCAACUCAAAUCACCUUUUUAUUUAUUUUUAUCGGUAAUUUAAUAUGAACUGUUAGCAGGCAGCAGGACAUACAUUCCACCUCUGUUUCACAGCUGCGUCAUCAGGCUCGUAGAUUUAUUUUCUCACUUAAGAAUCAUGCAUGUAAACUUGAAAUGUUCACAAAAAAAAAAAGGCAAUGUUUGUAAAUAUGACUUUUUACCCACCGUCAGCCUAAUGCUGCUGUUGUUUUCUAUUGCAAACAUGUUUUGCGACUGUCAGCUCAGUCUGUGCAGUAGGGACAGGUUACAUUAUCAGGACUAGAGCUGAAGCAUCUGCUGCUCCACCCAGAACGGCCUGAAGAUUAUAGAGAUGCAGGUAGAAAAUCACUGGAAGUCUUACAAAGCAGACAUGGACUCUAUUCUUGUAAAAAAAAAAAUGAAAAGAAAAGAAAA